UAGAUGCUUCAAACACAAGCCAUUUCAUCCAUAUAAUCAAGAAACAAACAAGAAAGAUAAAGUUGUGUUAAAAAUGAGUGCAUAGACAGACAAACUUCAAGAUUCAGUUUCUUCUGCUGCAUCAUCCACCAUUUGGAACACAAUGACAACACAAGCUCCACCUGAUCGCAGGCUCGGGCAGCUCAUAUUUCCUGUUGCAUUGACAUCUCUUCUUGUACUAGGCAUGGUUCGAGUCGUGUUUGAAAGUUUGAAGAGCAGAGGAAAUGUUAGUAUCCUUGAUCUUCUGGGAUCACAUCACAGCAGAGUUGUGAAGCUUCCGAUCAUGGUGUCUGAUGAAGAAGUCAUUCCUGAUGGCUGCAAUGUUUUCGAAGGUAAAUGGAUAUGGGACAAUGUAUCUGCUCCACAUUAUACUGAAGACAGUUGCUCUUAUUUGGUUAAACAAGUCACCUGCAAAAGAAAUGGCAGAACUGAUUCUGAGUAUCAGAAUUGGAGGUGGCAGCCUUCUGCUUGCAACUUGCCAAGGUUUAAUGCCUUGAAGUUGUUGGAGAUGCUGAGGAACAAAAGGCUGAUGUUUGUUGGAGACUCGAUUCAAAGAGGCAUGUUUGACUCAAUGGUCUGUCUAGUACAAUCAGUAAUUGCUGAUGGAAAGAAGUCGCUUGUCAGAAUUCCACCUCGGAAAAUUUUUAGAGCUGAGGAAUAUAAUGCAUCAAUUGAAUACUACUGGGCUCCAUUCUUAGUAGAAUCCAAUUCAGAUCAUGCAACAAAUCACACUGUACUCAAAAGAUUUGUCAAGCUUGAUAGCAUUGAUAAUCAUAGCAAACAGUGGGAAGGUGUUGAUAUUCUGGUAUUCGAGAGUUAUGUAUGGUGGAUGUAUAAACCUUUGAUCAAUGCAACAUAUGGAUUUCCAUACAAAGUCGGCGAAUAUAAUGUGACCACUGCAUACAAAUUGGCAAUGCAAACUUGGGCAAAUUGGAUUGAAAAGAGCAUCAGCCCAAUCACUCAAAAAGUCUUUUUCAUGAGCAUGUCCCCCACACAUUUGUGGAGCUGGGAAUGGGAAGCUGGGACAGAUGGAAAUUGCUUCAACGAGACACGUCCGAUCGAAAAGCCAUACUGGGGGACUGGUUCCAAUCUUGAUAUCAUGGGAACAAUCAAAAAUGUUUUAGGAAAGUUAAAGGUCAAUGUGAGAUUGCUAAACAUUACUCAAUUAUCGGAGUUUCGAAAAGAUGGUCAUACAUCAGUGUAUGGUGAGCGUAAAGGAAAGCUUCUAACAAGAGAACAAAGAUCAGAUCCUAAAACAUAUGCUGAUUGCAUUCACUGGUGUUUGCCAGGAGUUCCUGAUACAUGGAAUGAGAUUUUGUAUGGACAUCUUUUACAGGAUUAUCGCACUUCCUGAUAUUGUCAAAAGUAGAUGCAACAUAGGCAUUUACUCUGUCACACGAUUUUUUGAGAAAAAUCUCAGAAACAUUUUUCCUCUAUAAAUUUGGGCUUCUCCGUGAUGGUUUUAGAUACAAAAAUGAAUAUA
Molecule: messenger RNA, 1522 nt
Organism: Daucus carota subsp. sativus
Lineage: Eukaryota; Viridiplantae; Streptophyta; Magnoliopsida; Apiales; Apiaceae
Product: protein trichome birefringence-like 31
Exons: 5
Coding region: 143-1393 (416 amino acids)
Cellular component (GO): Golgi apparatus
Molecular function (GO): O-acetyltransferase activity
Source: RefSeq, a predicted model, not a curated record